UCCCGCGCAGCAGAACCAGCUUGGCGGCAACUCUUGCGCAUCCAUCGCAUAAACUACCACCGCCCACAUGAGCGAGGACUUUCGGCAAUCGCACCACUCCAAUGAUCCUUCUCGCAGCGACAGCCGCCCCCACCGACCAUCAUCAACCGCAUUGUCUCCGGGAUCGAGUCCGCUGCAGUUGGUCAUCCACCGCCUGCAAGGGGAAUGCGAGCAACUUCGAGCUGAAAAGCGUGACUUGGAGCGAAAAGUACAACAAGAGGCGGUCAAAAGCUCGCGCUUCGUUGCAGAAACGAAUGAUGCUCAGCGACACCUCAUGGUGGAGAACCAGCGCUUGCAGAGCGAGGUGAGUCACCUCAAGGAAAAGUUGCGGGAUUACGCUUCGGCACUGGAGUUGGCAAACGACCGCCUCAAGCAAGUUGAUGCGAGCGAACGCCAAGCGUCACUCAGAUGUGAAGUGUUGGAUGACACAGUUCGGGAACUAGAAGCAAUGACGGUGCGGCAGCGACAAUCCAUGGAAAACCAGGCGCACGACGUGGAUCGCUUGAACGAACUCGUCGCACACUUGGGCAACGAACGAGAUCAACUCAUCGAACACACAGAAGCUGAUGCAAAGCGAGUGCGGGCAUUGUGGGAAGAGACGAUGCUACAGCAUAAAGCAGAAGUGGCGUCGUUGGAGCGGACCGUGGAACGCGCGCGGAAGGACUCCCGCAUGUUCCAAGCCCACUUGACCAAGUGCGAGGCGGAGUCCCAAGAGUUACGAUCCAAGCUAAGCCAAGCGUCUCUCGUUGCAUCGCAGGACGCGCAAAGGAUACAGCAACUGGAGCAUGAUGUGACGGCUAUGCGGCAAGACCUUGGCAAAUCCCAUGAUCGAACAGUGCAGCUCAGCGAUAGCUUAAAGACGGUGGCCCUUCAAGUGGAAGAACUAGCUUCGAAGCUUCGAUGGACAGAAGAGCAACUGCAAGACACCACGAAGAUGCUCGAAGCGUCUCAACGGGCGGCGCAAAUUGACGCCGACGAACUCCAGAGCACGUUGGAGCAGCUGGAAAUUCUCAAAACGGAGUUUUCGGCGUCGAUGGAGACGUACGAAUCUACCAUUCACGAACUGAAGCACAACGCCACCGUCAAGUCGACGAAGGAGGAGCAACUCCGUGUGGAACUCGCCAGCGAAAAGAAGUACGCAGCGUCGUUGACGGCGAUGCUGAAGACUUACAUGGUCGAUUCCCACCGUGUUUUGUCGGAAGUGGAUCAUAAACUGUCCGACUUGAACGAGCAUUGCCAUCGAGAAGACGACCCGACCAGUGACGACGACAUAGGAAGCCGAGGACCAUCGUUGCAGCCGAUUCGGCUACCGAGGCGGCCAACGCAGGCCAACUCGCUCAGUAUAUUUGCCCACUAGGGUGCGCAUGUCGAGCCGCCAAGCGGAAGUCCCAUGGACUGUUCAACUUCCUCGCCAACGCCGCCAUCUUUUGUGGAUGCGAUUCCGGCUCUUGAUCGGGUGAAUGCAUUGACCUCUGUAAAAUAAUAUUUUGAACGACCAUUGAAUGUCAG
Aphanomyces invadans is the source of this 1548-nucleotide messenger RNA. RefSeq lists its product as hypothetical. The record is from RefSeq and is a predicted model, not a curated record. Lineage: Eukaryota; Oomycota; Saprolegniomycetes; Saprolegniales; Verrucalvaceae. Bases 68 to 1396 code for a protein of 442 amino acids. The transcript has a single exon.